AUGAUUUUGUCAACGACGAGACUUAGCUCCAUGACUGUGCUCCAGUCUCGUCAAUGCUACCAGGGCGCACCGGGCGCUGCGGCAGCUCGAGGACGAUGCACCACUGGAACUUUCCAGUUUGGCGACCUUUUCCAUGACUCCAGUCUCCAGUCCCCAAGCUCUUCCAGUCUCCCGCAGGUGGUGCUUUGGAACAGCUGGAGCAUGUACCGGGAAAAGGGCGGCUUGUUUUCUUUGCUGCUGCUUUUGCACGGAUGUAGGGGCCAGAGAGAAAACGAAGUCCAAGCAAAAGCUGCACCCAGAGAUGUAGUGACAAUGUAG
Molecule: messenger RNA, 318 nt
Organism: Durusdinium trenchii
Lineage: Eukaryota; Dinophyceae; Suessiales; Symbiodiniaceae
Source: the annotation of a GenBank genome assembly